This is a messenger RNA of Indicator indicator, 1637 nucleotides long. RefSeq names its product GON7 subunit of KEOPS complex (gene GON7). Lineage: Eukaryota; Metazoa; Chordata; Aves; Piciformes; Indicatoridae. The transcript has 2 exons. Bases 1 to 321 code for a protein of 106 amino acids. The record is from RefSeq and is a predicted model, not a curated record. Gene Ontology annotation, cellular component: EKC/KEOPS complex.
AUGGAGCUGGUGGCGGAGCUAAGGGGCCGUGAUGGGCAAACACGAUCGGUGCGGGUACCGUGCCCGGCAGUGGAGGGUGAGGGCGGCCAGCUGCGCGGUGUACGGCAGGGCCUGGCCGAGCUGCAGCAGCGAGUGGUGGAGCUGCUGGCGCCCCUGGUGCAGGAAGAGAGAGAGACGGCGGCCGGAGGCGGGAAACGCGGUAAUGUCGAGGAUGACGACGAUGACGAGGAGGAGGAUGAAAGCGAAGACGAAAACAAUAUCGACACGAAUGCGAGCGCAGAUGGCCCUCCUCCAAAGAGGACUAAAGUUCAGCAGCCCUGACGGUGGCGUGAGCGAUGGAGUUUGUGCCUAGAAAGAGACGUUCCAGAUGUACCGGCUGUAAGUGUCCCCCGGGCGCGGGGCCCUGGGCGGGAGUAGGCCGCUCUGCCCAGUCACGCGUCUGCGUCUCUAGCUCGUGCUUCGGAAGUGAAAAGUCGAUCCCGACGCUCCUUUCAUAUGGAAGCCUUAACGAAGGGUGCACGUUGGCAUUAUCAGCGUGUUGCUUACAGGGUACCUAUGUUAUACUGAGAAGAAUUUCUAGUAAAGUAGUCGGCAAAUACAAAAUUGUUCUCACAAGUCUUCUGACCACUUCCUUUUAUAUGAUUACCCAAGUCGUAGUAUUUCUUUCUGUGACUUAAACCAGACUUCUAAAAUAAUAAAAUAUGGAUUGCUUUGUCAGAUAUGAUCUUAAAGUAGUACAGCUUCUAUUUUUAUUGAGAGAAAACAAUAUAAGAUUUUAGUCACCCAUCGAUCAAGUAUUUUCCUGGGAAGGGUCAGAGACAAAACAGAUGGAAAGAGCUGGGAAUCUUGGUUUCAAAAAUGCCUGGUUUUGUAACAGGAGAGUAACAAGUCAGUGUGACUUUGAUCGUUAUCUUUCUUUAAUAUUCCACAAUUCCACUGCUAUCUGUCCUAAGCCUGUGGGGCUUUUCCCCUCUCUUUUUUUCAUGCAGCAGUCAAUCUUGAUACAUGUUCUUCCAUCACUGAAUUUUAUCCAGGUUGAUUUUUAGGCUCAUUUGGUAGCUAUGCCGAAUGAAGUGCACAUCACAAUUUAAUAUUCUGUCUAUCCAGAACUCAUCACAUAAGAAAAAAAGAGCAGAGUGUUGUUUUUUUUUUUUUUUUGAGAUGUCAUCUGAAAAUAAAACUUGGGGCAUAACCUAAUAGAAGUGUAGCAGUGUUCUACACUGCUUGCUGUAGUUUAAUUUAGAUGGGGGAGAAUGCAUAAAUAUUCAAGUAACAUUUAUGACUACAUGAUGUACUGUAUAAAUCAUCACAACUCAAUCCCUCUGAUAAAGAAAUGUUCUUUCUUUUCAUGAUAAUUCAGCAUGUGGAGUAUCAUUAAAGUAACCUGCUUCUUGCAGGGGAAAAAGUUGACAGUGCUUCCUAUAUGCUACCUUAAUUCCCCCAAAACACCCUGACAGCUUGUGCAUACUAUGAGCCCAAGAGUCUUUUAGCAGGAGAGUGGCUGAUUUAAUAGUGUAAAAAGCAUUUAUUUUUUCACAUUUUCAUGUAUUUGGCUGGCAUAGUUUGAUGUAUUUUGGAAACAGCAGAUCUUGAGACGUGUAGAGGACAAAGUAUUGUAAUAAAUGAUGGAUUUUUUA